AUGGAUGACCAUUUGGCAGAUGGUCUUCUGAUGGAUGACCAUUUGGCAGAUGGUCUUCUGAUGGAUGACCAUUUGACAGAUGGUCUUCUGACAGACGGCCGUCUGACAGAUGGUCUUCUGAAGGAUGGUCGUCUGAUGGAUGGUCGUCUGAAGGAUGGUCGUCUGAAGGAUGACCUUCUUCUGUCAAAUGAAGCUCUCAUGUCGGACAACCGUCUUCUGGCAGAUGAUCUCCUUCUGGCAGUUGAACUUCUUCUGUCAGAUGACCUCUCUCUUUCAUAUGACGUUUGUCGCAUAGAUGGCCUUCUUUCAUAA
This is a messenger RNA of Podarcis lilfordi (Lilford's wall lizard), 312 nucleotides long. The record is from the annotation of a GenBank genome assembly. NCBI's taxonomy places the organism in Eukaryota, Metazoa, Chordata, Lepidosauria, Squamata, Lacertidae.